Messenger RNA from Vicia faba (fava bean), 1560 nucleotides. NCBI's taxonomy places the organism in Eukaryota, Viridiplantae, Streptophyta, Magnoliopsida, Fabales, Fabaceae. The record is from the annotation of a GenBank genome assembly.
AUGGCGGAAUGCGAACUUCCUUCGUUCUCUCUAGGGUUCGAUCUUGAUCCCGAAGACACACCUCCCCAUUCCUCCACUCCCGACCCGAUCCUAAUAGUACCGGACUCCGAAUCCGACCCGAUCCUAAUAGUACCGGACUCCGAAUCCGACCCCGAAACCCGACCCGAACCACCACGCCGCAUCUUCAAACGCCUCCGUCAUGGUCUCCCCUCCUCCACCGUUCGCCACCAACCCGAACCGCCUCCGUGCAUCGACGUUGACGAUGAUGAUAUCGAGGAGUUCUCAGAUGAACAUGUUCAAGUAUCAGCACGUUCUUCGGUUCGGAAUCAGAAUAGUUCUAUAUGUCGCAGCUCAAAAGUGUCAUUGAAAAGUAUUGGAGUGUUAACUCCUCAUUCAUCUACCAACUCUAGGGAUAAAAAAAGAGAGCCGGAUUUAGAAAUUCCUGAUUCUGUUGAGUUGGAGACUGGUCAUUGUGGGUCCAUGUUUCGGAAGUUAAUGACUAGUCCUCUUCGUAGGUUUCAAUUGAUUGAAUCGGAUGAUGAUGAUGAUGAUGAUGAUGUUAUGGUUGAUGAGAAUGUUGAUGGUGGAAGUAAACCAAUGUGUAAUAAAAAUACACCUGUGAUUUCUUUGGAACGAGAUAGCAAGAGGCAAUUUGAUGAUGUGAAACAAAAUACGAAGGAUUUACCGAUACAUCUUUCGCCGGUGAAGAGUUUCUCCAUUCCUAGGGAUAAACAAGGUUCUGCAGGAUUGGAAACGGGUCAGAGUGGGUCGGUGUUUCCCAAUGGCAAGUUAGCGGCUAGUCCUCUUCGCAGGUUUCAAUUGGUUGAUUCUGAUGAUGAUGAUGUCAUGGUUUGUGAGGCUAAAGUUGGCCCCUCCUUGUCAACUGGUAACCGAAACAGACCUCCUAGUUCUUUGAAACAAGAUAAAAAGGUGCGGUUUGUUGAAGCAAACCAAAAUCAGAAACAUCUUUCCCCGGUGAAGAAGAACUUUUCUAUUCCUACACCUGCCUUCAAUGAUGAGUGUGAAGAGUACUUCCAUUCUGCCAAGGACACACAGUUGCCAAAAUCUAACGAGCCAUAUCGUGAGGCUAAUUCUGAAUGUCAAAAGGAUGAACAAACGUGGGAAGCGGCAGGUGACAACACAGUGAAUCAGCAAGAAAAUAUUGAUUACAUGGGACAAUUUAACAAUGGAGGAUCAACAAGCAGAAGAAGCAAAUCAAAAAACUUGAAUGAUUCUGAAGGUUGGGUAGAUCCCAAAAUCAUUCCUAGUAGUACUAGAAAGAAAGCAACAAAGAGAAACAACAAUAAGAAAAAUAAUGAAACAAGCAAAUUAAACACUUCAAAUGAUUCUGCAAGUUGGGUGGAACCGAAAGAUGCAGGUCAAAGGCGUGUACAAGCAAGCGGUGAACAGGCUGGUCAUUGGUAUACAGGAUCAGAUGGAAGAAAGGUUUAUGUCAACAAGAGUGGGAAGGAGUCCACUGGCCGAAAUGCUUAUAGAAGUUACCGGAAGGACAGUGGAGCAGCAUCCAAAAAGAAAACAACUGCCAAGAAGGGAAAGUAA